Molecule: messenger RNA, 4848 nt
Organism: Pelobates fuscus (common spadefoot toad)
Lineage: Eukaryota; Metazoa; Chordata; Amphibia; Anura; Pelobatidae
Gene: MAGI2
Product: membrane associated guanylate kinase, WW and PDZ domain containing 2
Exons: 22
Coding region: 324-4817 (1497 amino acids)
Biological process (GO): signal transduction; receptor clustering
Cellular component (GO): cytoplasm; dendrite; cell-cell junction
Molecular function (GO): signaling receptor complex adaptor activity; type II activin receptor binding; beta-1 adrenergic receptor binding
Source: RefSeq, a predicted model, not a curated record
AGUACACACGUACACACACACACACACACACACACUGUACUAGCUGCAGCAGCCACCAUGGAGAUCAGCUAACAUGCACUACAGACACACACAUGCAUGUUUAUAUACACAUAGUACACACAGUGUGUGUGAGAGCAUACACAGCCAGGCUCCAGAGAAAGCAAGAGGCUACACACUUCUUCUUCCUAUUGCUGCUGCCUCCCCAUCUGUAAAGCCUGGCCAUUUAUCAGGAUAGCAUUGAGGAGCCCCCCCAACCAGUAAGGCUCCUCUCCUCCAUCCCCAGAACAAGCCCCCCUCCACAUCCCCAUCCAAAGCAAGGGGCAAUGUCCAAGAGCCUGAAAAAGAAAAACCACUGGACUAACAAAGUCCACGAGAGUGUGAUUGACAGGAGCCAGGAAGGGGAGCUGGGCUUUGAAAUCAGAGGGGGUGCAGAAAAUGGCCAGUUCCCUUUCCUUGGAGAGGUGAAAGCGGGGAAGGUGUCUUAUCAAAGUGGCAAACUGGUACCUGAGGAAUUAGUUUUGGAGGUGAAUGAGACCCCAGUAGCUGGACUCACCAUCAGGGAUGUAUUGGCUGUUAUCAAACACUGCAAGGACCCCAUCAGGAUUAAGUGUGUCAAGCAAGGAGGCAUUGUUGACAAAGACCUUCGCCGCUACCUCAAUUUACGGUUCCAGAAAGGUUCAGUAGAUCAUGAACUGCAACAGAUCAUACGAGACAACCUCUACCUCCGUACAGUGCCAUGCACAACAAGACAGCCUAAAGAGGGAGAAGUACCUGGUGUGGAUUACAACUUUAUAACUGUGGAAGCUUUUAUGGAAUUGGAGAAAAGUGGAGCACUUUUAGAGAGUGGAACCUAUGAAGAAAAUUAUUACGGCACUCCAAAACCUCCGGCUGAACCUGCUCCGCUUUUAUUAAAUGCAACAGACCAUAUUUUUCCUGGUGGCAUUCCAAGAGUCGAGGGAAAACGCAAACGCAAUAAAUCUGUGAGCAACAUGGAAAAGACCGGUAUUGACCCUCCCGAGGAGGAGGAAGAGGAAAGGCCUGUUGUCAAUGGAAAUGGUGUUGCAGUAACGCCAGAAUCCAGUGAACAUGAAGACAAAAGUACAGAUGCCUCAGGAGAGAUUUCCUCCCAACCCUAUAAUGCUCCAAUGUACUGCCUGCCAGAUGAGUCGAAGGAAAGCACAGAUGGGAAGAAGUUACUAAAGCCUGAUGAGCACAAUGAGUUGGGGCCUUUACCUGAUAACUGGGAAAUGGCAUAUACAGAGAAAGGAGAAGUCUACUUCAUUGACCACAACACAAAGACAACUUCAUGGUUGGAUCCACGGCUAGCAAAAAAGGCAAAACCCCCAGAAGAGUGUAAAGAGAAUGAGCUUCCCUAUGGCUGGGAGAAAAUUGAUGACCCUAUAUAUGGAACGUACUAUGUUGAUCACAUAAACAGAAGAACUCAAUUUGAAAAUCCAGUGUUAGAAGCAAAAAGGAAGCUUCAGCAGCACAAUAUGCCCUCUACAGAACUGGGAUCCCAGCCAAUUCCGGCCCAAGUGUUCCGAGAAAAACCUCUCUUCACUCGUGAUGCUUCUCAACUGAAAGGAACCUUUCUUAGCACUACUCUUAAAAAAAGUAACAUGGGUUUUGGAUUUACCAUUAUUGGGGGAGACGAACCUGAUGAAUUUCUGCAAGUAAAAAGUGUUAUCCCUGAUGGACCGGCAGCGCAAGAUGGCAAAAUGGAGACAGGUGAUGUCAUCGUUUAUAUUAAUGAAGUUUGUGUCCUUGGGCAUACUCAUGCAGAUGUGGUCAAACUCUUCCAGUCAGUCCCUAUUGGUCAAAGUGUCAACUUGGUGCUAUGUCGAGGAUAUCCCCUACCCUACGAUCCCGAAGACCCUGCAAGCAGCCUUGUUCCACCUAUUGCAGUAAUAGAAAGACCCCCUGUGGUGGUAAAUGGAAGAAAUAACUAUGAAACUUAUUUAGAAUACAUUUCUAGGACGUCUCAAUCUGUACCAGAUGUAGCAGAACGACCAUUGCCUUCUUUGCACUCCAUGCCAGCCGAUAGUCAGCUUGAAAACACAUUCCCACCACCUCCACCUGCACAUGAUGAUAAUGUAUCAAUGGCUUCUUCUGGAGCUACACAAGCAGAACUUAUGACCUUAACCAUUGUGAAAGGGGCACAGGGCUUUGGCUUCACAAUAGCAGAUAGUCCGACAGGACAGAGAGUGAAGCAAAUUCUAGAUGUUCAGGGAUGUCCUGGUUUAUUUGAAGGGGACCUUAUAGUGGAGAUCAACCAGCAGAAUGUACAGAAUCUGAACCAUUUAGAAGUUGUGGAAUUACUUAAAGAAUGUCCUGUGGGAAACGAGACUUCUUUGGUAAUCCAUAGAGGAGGUUUCUUCUCUCCAUGGAAAAGUUCCAAACCUAUAAUGGAACGAUGGGAUAACCAAGGAAGCCCCCAGACUAGUAUAACAGCACCAUCUAUGCCACAAAAUCUCCCAUUUCCACCAACGCUACAUAGAAGCUCAUUCCCUGAUUCUACAGAUGCCUUUGAUCCAAGAAAACCCGACCCUUACGAACUCUAUGAGAAAUCAAGAGCAAUUUAUGAAAGUAGGCAGCAAGUGCCGCCCCGAGCUGGUUGCAGAGUGGAUCCUGCUGGCCCUGACUAUAAGGAGCUGGAUGUUCAUCUUCGACGCCAAGAGUCUGGAUUUGGAUUCAGAAUCCUUGGAGGAGAUGAACCGGGUCAGCCUAUUUUAAUUGGUGCUGUAAUAGCAAUGGGCUCUGCAGACAGAGAUGGGCGUCUUCGUCCUGGGGAUGAAUUAUUAUAUGUAGAUGGAAUCCCAGUUGCUGGUAAAACUCACCGAUAUGUGAUUGAUCUCAUGCAUAAUGCUGCUCGCAAUGGACAAGUCAAUCUUACUGUGAGAAGAAAGGUGCUAUCUAUAGGAGAAACCUGCCCAGAAAAUGGCAGGAGUCCUGGUUCUGUAUCCACACACCACAGCUCACCAAGAAGUGACUCUGCCUACCCAAACAGUAAUCACAGUGCACCAUGCAACUCUUCCCCUCCUGAGGGCUUCUCUUCACAGAGCAUUCAGUCUAAUGAUGUGGUCAUCCAUCGCAAAGAAAAUGAAGGUUUUGGAUUUGUUAUCAUAAGUUCUCUGAACAGACCAGAAGUGGGAACUACAAUAGCUGUACCGCAUAAAAUUGGACGAAUUAUUGAAGGAAGCCCUGCAGAUCGCUGUGGAAAACUGAAGGUCGGAGACCGGAUAUUAGCUGUGAAUAGCCAGUCUAUUAUCAACAUGCCCCAUGCAGAUAUUGUUAAACUGAUUAAAGAUGCAGGGUUAAGUGUAACACUUUGCAUCGUUCCUCAGGAGGAGUUAAACAGCCCAGCGUCUGCACCAAGUUCUGAAAAGCAGAGUCCCAUGGCACAGCAGCACAGCCCAAUGACACAACAGAGCCCAGUAGCGCAGCAUAGCCCUGUAGCCCAGCCGCUGCCUCCUCAACCACUUCAACUACAAGGGCACGAAAGCAGUUAUAGGUCGGAAGUAAAAGCCAGACAGGAUGUCAAACCUGAUAUCAGACAGCCUCCGUUUACAGAUUAUCGCCAGCCAUCAACAGACUAUAGGCAGCCCCCAGUAGAUUAUCGACAUCCGCCUGUAGUGGACUACCAGCAGCCUCCUCCUAUGGACUACAGGCAGCCUCCUCUAAUAGAAUAUAGACAGCAUUCUCCUGAUACACGGCAAUAUCCACUCCCUGAUUACCGACAAUUCCAGGAUUUUGACUAUUUCACGGUUGAAAUGGAAAAGGGUGCUAAAGGCUUUGGGUUCAGCAUACGUGGAGGAAGAGAAUACAAAAUGGAUUUGUAUGUGUUAAGGUUGGCGGAAGAUGGUCCUGCAAUAAGAAAUGGGAGAAUGAGGAUCGGUGAUCAAAUCAUUGAAAUCAAUGGGGAAAGCACAAGGGAUAUGACACAUGCCAGAGCCAUAGAACUUAUUAAAUCAGGAGGAAGGAGAGUGAAACUACUACUGAAGAGGGGAACAGGACAGGUUCCAGAGUAUGACGAACCAAACUCCUGGAGUUCACCCUCUACCACCUCCCCAGGGCCGGAAGUAGGCGUUCCUCUUGAUGACAUGAUUGCACCAUUAUCUUCAUCACAUUUAGCCUUGCCCUCUGACCCUACUCACCAGAUACACCCAGAGCCAGAUUGGGAUAUCUACAGGGAACAUGAUAUGGGAAAACCAAAGGAGCAAACUGCAAAUGGUCAUAAAAAGAAACGACUGGGAGAGUCAAGGGAGAGGUCAGCAAGCCCUAAGAAAGUAGACAGAUCAAAGCGUGAGGAGGGUUCUAAAAAGGAAUUUCAAGAAGGCAAGCAGAAAAAUACUGAAACUCGCAAGACCAUCUCUGCAGGAAAAGAGACUGUGAAACAAGCAAUUAGUGAAGCAAGAGAUUGUGGUUAUGCUGAACCCGGUGAUGGUGGAGGUAGGACAUCUAGGUCCACUAAAGCAAGCAGAGAAGGGAUCCUCUGUACAAAUGAUAUAUACAAAGAUGCAACCAGUGAGAAAAAGUCCACAACAGCUCUUGAACUGAGUAGGUCAGAUUCAGGUUAUGUCUCAAAGGUGUAUGGUAGCAGUGUCUCCAGCUCUCGAGUAAGUGCUAUGGAAGGCGAGAGAGAUGCUGAAGCUAAAUCCAGUGAGUUUCACAAGGAAGGGCAACAGCAUUCCUGCAACCCCCGCCGUGUCAACACUACAACUCGGAAAGCAACAGUCUCACCAGGGCCGUGGAAAAUCCCUGGCUCUGAUAAGCUACCGGGUAUCCUGAAAUCUGGCACUUCAGCCAUGAGCAGAUAACUGAAUAAAGUGACUGUUUCCCUUAAUUGUA